Messenger RNA from Amaranthus tricolor (Joseph's coat), 653 nucleotides. Its product is annotated as mitogen-activated protein kinase mpkC-like. NCBI's taxonomy places the organism in Eukaryota, Viridiplantae, Streptophyta, Magnoliopsida, Caryophyllales, Amaranthaceae. The record is from RefSeq and is a predicted model, not a curated record.
UGCAAUCUUUUACUUGAAGUUUUGGAUUCUUUUUUGUUAUUUAAUGGCAAACUAAAUUUCGAUUUGACACUAAGUUUCUAGCGAUUCAUGCAUAAUUCGUUUAGGGCUUUUGAGAAUUUAGGGCUUUGGAGGAUUUACAAACUUUUUACUCAUUUACUCACAAAAUUGUUGCAAUUUGAUGAGUUUUGAGAAUAUAGGGUUAGAAGAUUAGCAAGUUAAUGAAAACAGGAGAAGCUGUUGAUAUUGGAGUUGCAGCUUUUACAAAUUCACUUAAUUUAUCAUCUAACUCUUUCUAUUCAUUUGAUUUGGCUGGCUUUAAUUUUAUUGUUUCAGGAAUUAUAUUUCUUGAUACCUUAAUACCUUUCAUGAUAUCAUUUUUCAGUAACAAGGAAUCGAAGUAAAAGAGAAGGAGUUAAUUGUUCGGUAACAAGAAAUAAAUGAGAGAGAAAAGGUUUACAUCACUUUCCAAGACUCCCGGUGAAGAAGACGCAUUUAUGGUUUUUGCUGGAGUUCUUGUCAUGAUUUGUUGCUUGAUAUCAAUGUCGAAAGCCAUGCUUGCUGAAUUAUGGCCUGAAGUAAUCAUGGAUCACCAUAAAUUAUCAAAAGCAAUCAGGAGAGCAAAGAAAAGAAGAGGAAUAGCUGAAAUAAGUCAG